AGUAUAAAAGAUACGAGGUAGACUAAGAACGACAACGAGUUUUCGCGAGAUCCUCGAUCAUGACGACACGUUGUAAUUCUCAUUCUCUAUUUGAAAAAUGUGCGAGAUUUCUUCUUCUCUUUAUUAUCGUACCCACCUACGCUGAGCAAGCAUGUGAUCCAAGCAAAUGUCCCGGACCAUUAAAAUAUUACGAUAGUUUGGGUUGCAAUCCCGUUUAUGAGAAAGAAGGUGACUGUUGUGCUAUUCGUUAUAAUUGUGAUAAGUUAAAAUCAAGAUCUAAAAAUAAGUGUUACAUUAAUGGUCACGAAUAUGCAAUCGGGGAAAAUUUAAGAGAGGAAGAUGCCAAUCCUUGCGAUAUCGGUUGUUUCUGUCGUGAGGGAUACGAUGGGAGAGCUUCGUUCACGUGUGCAAUAGUCGAUUGUUUCCAUGGUCCCGUAGAACCAAAUUGUUAUUUAAAACAUUCACCGGACAAGUGUUGUCCCGGUCCACAAGUUUGUCUCGACGAUAUUAAAGACAGACCAAAGUGUGAAGUUAACGGUAAAGUCUAUUUGGACGGUGAAUAUUUCACAGACGAAUCUAAUCCCGAUAAUACUUGUUAUUGUCAACCUGAUUACAAAGGAAAGAACGUUGAACCGUUUUGCAAGAAACCAAAUCGUGAUUAUUGUAAUCCGGAAUUUCGAAAUCCUAGUAAUAUUCAGAAUAACUGCGCACCUGUUUAUUACACUGAUCAAACACCUCAAAAGAGUUGCAGUUUUGCUACGAGAUGCCAGAACUCAAAUGACACUGUCAUUCAUAAUCAUGAUGAAGCUAAACAUGCUGGACCAAAUGAGGACGAAAAUAUGACUUGUAAAUUUGGUAAUUUGACAAUGCAUCUCGGUGACGAAUUGAGCCAAUCAUCUGAAGAUUUUUCAUCUUGUAUGAAAUGUUUGUGCGAGGUACCACCAACACCAACGUGUCAAUAUUUACCCGAUAAGGAAUGCCCGUUUUACGGAAACAUCUAAAAAUCAUUGUAAUUAAAUAACGAAGUAUAUAAAACUUACCCCCGCCCCUAAAGAAUACAAUCUUUUCUUUUUCUGAAAAUGAAAAUAAAGAACAAAAAGAAAACCAAAAAAAGAAGAAUAG
Messenger RNA from Polistes dominula (European paper wasp), 1122 nucleotides. Its product is annotated as kielin/chordin-like protein. The record is from RefSeq and is a predicted model, not a curated record. NCBI's taxonomy places the organism in Eukaryota, Metazoa, Arthropoda, Insecta, Hymenoptera, Vespidae.